Messenger RNA from Leptopilina heterotoma, 726 nucleotides. RefSeq lists its product as uncharacterized. The record is from RefSeq and is a predicted model, not a curated record. The transcript is spliced from 4 exons. The coding region runs from base 152 to 664 and encodes 170 amino acids. Gene Ontology annotation, biological process: mitochondrial electron transport, NADH to ubiquinone. Lineage: Eukaryota; Metazoa; Arthropoda; Insecta; Hymenoptera; Figitidae.
UGACUUUUGUACCAAUGACGUAACAGUCGUACAUAACCUAAAAAAAAGGGACAAUAUAGUUUCCAAGUCUCUUUUAUAAAAUCGAAAAACAAAUUUAAAGAGUUAGAUUUGUUUAUUAUUCGAAACUAAAGAUCAAAAAAAAAAAAAAAAAAUGGAGGAGAUAGACCAUAAGGGGCCCCAUAGCCCAACUGGAGUCAGUAAAGCCAUGGGUAUCCAAGGUCGUGUAGCCGAUGAAAGAGAAAGAUGUAUUGGAAUGACAGCCGAUGAACGUGCAUGGCGUGCACAAUGGCUUAAAGAUCAAGUUCUCGAACACGAUGAGCCAAAAAUCCCCGAUGGUUACUAUCAGGCUCGAUACAAUCCAAUAAGAAGAUUUUAUCGGUUCCCAAUGCAGAAAGUGGAAGAAUUUCUCACACCAAAACUUGGUCUUGAAAUGGCAGAAACUAUUCGUCAUUGCACCGCUAAAACCGCAUUGGGAAUAGCAAUCUGUUACUUAGGGUUUUAUUACUUCAAAUAUAAUGCCGGGACUUGGGAAUCAAAAGGUGGCUGGCAUGUAAGUAGAUCGAGACCAACACUGUUUCUUGAUGAUCCAAAUUGGCCAAAUCAUGAGGAUAGACUUUAUGCGAAUGAAUAUUGUGAUCAGGGUUUCAAAAAGUCACCUAUAUAAAUUAUUAGAAUAUACUUCCACUGCUUUAGUUAUUUAUAAAAUAAAAUUAUGUAUUCAAUGAA